Molecule: messenger RNA, 959 nt
Organism: Closterium sp. NIES-67
Lineage: Eukaryota; Viridiplantae; Streptophyta; Zygnematophyceae; Desmidiales; Closteriaceae
Source: the annotation of a GenBank genome assembly
AAGAAACCUCCAAGGAUGACAGAGGAAUGGGAAUGAGGGAGAGGAAUGCUGGACAGUUCUACCAUGUGUGUGACAAAGAUGACAGUGGCACAGCUGUUGCAAGGGCUGGAGAGGAAUUGCACCCGCUUGACAUGUGGGUCAUGGACUCUGGUGCUGCCUGGACAAUGACACCACGCAAAGACUUGCUGGAUGCUGUGCGAGCGCCUCCAAUCUCCGAAGUGCGCUCAGCAUCCGGACAUGCAGUGAAGGUCGCUGGAGUUGGUCGAGCUGCAUUCAGAGCACCUGAUGGUGGACUGGUUGUGCUGAAGGACGUGUUACUCGUACCGGGGCUGAAGGCCAAUCUGAUAUCGCUGCGCAAGCUAGGCCAGGCCGGAGUCAGCACCACCACCAAUGGAUCCAAAACAUUCAAGGGGCUGCGAGGAGAUCGUGUGCUAUGGGAUUUACACGAAAGCAGAGAUGUCUUGAGAUCCAUGUGGCAGAUCCCUGCACUGAUAUGGGAAUCAACAAAGAAGGAGGUGGGAGCAGUAAAGGCGGGAUCUGGAGUCCAGGGGGAGUGCAAUGCAGUUAGUGCUGCAGGAGUGAUAGUUUCUGCAAGGUUGGGGGAGACUGAUUGGGAAACCGCACACAGGCGUCUAGGGCAUGUGGCCAUGCCAUUGCUGCAGCAACUGCAUAAGGAAGAAGCAGUAAAGGGGCUGAAGCUUUCUGGGCAACCAAAUGAUACCAAGUGCGAGACGUGUCUGCUGAGCAAGUUCACACGGUUCCCCUUUCACGGCGUAGCUGGGAAAAGCAAGGCAGCACUGGAACUGGUGCACAUGGACCUGGUAGGACCUUUCCAGUUCAAGGAAAGAAGGGGGAAAGAUACUUCCUAACAAUAGUUGAUGACUGGAGUCGGCUGAUGUGGGUAUACCCGUUGAAGCAGAAGGAUCAUGCUGCCUCAACAAUACGAGAUGACUGGCUCC